UCAGCUGGCCUCUGAUCAUGUGACUGAACCGAACGCGUUCUGCACAUGCGCGUGACGAUGAGCCGUGACGAUCUUUUCCGGGUCGAGAAAUUAGCACACCCGUGAAUGUGAGCUAGCGGGCCCGAAUCGUUCAUUGAAAACCCCCCCGAAGGAAAUACAAUCGGACAUUUAAACACGUACAGUACAGAACUUUCACGUGCAUAGUUCUGUAACCAUAUGACACAGCGAUGCCGGGGCUCAGCUGUCGAUUUUACCAGCACCGGUUCCCAGAGGUGGAGGAUGUUGUGAUGGUGAAUGUGAGGUCCAUCGCCGAGAUGGGCGCGUACGUCAGCCUCCUCGAGUACAACAACAUCGAGGGCAUGAUCCUCCUGAGCGAGCUGUCACGUCGACGUAUCCGCUCCAUCAACAAGCUCAUCCGCAUAGGCCGCAAUGAAUGCGUGGUCGUCAUUCGAGUAGACAAAGAGAAGGGAUACAUUGAUUUAUCAAAAAGAAGAGUUUCACCAGAGGAGGCCAUCAAGUGUGAAGAUAAAUUCACCAAAUCCAAAACUGUGUACAGCAUCCUGCGGCACGUUGCGGAGGUGCUGGAAUACAGUAAGGAUGAGCAGCUAGAGAGCUUCUACCAGCGCACCGCCUGGGUGUUCGAUGAGAAAUACAAGAGGCCCGGAUACGGAGCAUAUGAUGUCUUCAAACAGGCUGUAUCAGAUCCUGCCAUUCUGGAUGGGCUGGACUUAACCGAGGAAGAGAAGAAUGUGCUCAUUGAUAACAUCAACAGGCGACUCACUCCACAGGCCGUCAAAAUCAGAGCCGACAUUGAAGUGGCGUGUUACGGCUAUGAGGGCAUUGAUGCCGUGAAGGAGGCUCUGAGGGCCGGGCUUGGCUGCUCCACGGAGGCCAUGCCCAUCAAGAUCAACCUGAUCGCUCCCCCUCGCUACGUGAUGACAACGACCACUCUGGAGCGCACCGAGGGCCUGUCUGUCCUCAACCAGGCCAUGGUGGCUAUCAAGGAGAAGAUUGAGGAGAAGAGAGGUGUCUUUAACAUCCAGAUGGAGCCCAAGGUGGUGACGGACACGGAUGAGACGGAGCUCGCCCGGCAGCUGGAGAGGCUAGAGAGAGAGAACGCUGAGGUGGACGGAGAUGACGACGCAGAGGAGAUGGAGGCUAAAGCCGAGGACUAGUCGGUCCUGGCAGGAAGGCAGUUGGUGAAAGAUCUUCAAAGAAGAAAUGUGGACAGACCUGGCCACAGUCACCCAGUCCAACAGAUGUUAACUUUCACAUUGCAAACAUUAACUGGCGUUAAUAGUUCAUUGGCAAAUGGUUUGUUCUCUCGCAAGGUUCGUUUCAGAAGAUGGUUACACAAAAAGCUGUCUUUCUGUGCAGAUAUUGAAGGGAAGGUAAAUUACAAAUUAAACGACAAUAUAAUUUCUUUUUAAUUGCAUCGAUUUGAAAAAUAACUCUAAAAUAUCAAAAGCUGUUUACGAGCCUUCACUUGCCUCUUGCUCAAUAGCCCAGUGUCUUCAGUAUGCACGGCGCUUCAUCUGGCGGGUCACUGGAUGCAUUCGAUUUAAAGGGGAAGUGCAUCGGCUCGUCGGUUGUGAAAGUGUGCUUUUUUUUUCUUCCAGUUAGAGGGUUUUUACUGUCAAGACCUGCUCUUGUUCAGCUCACAUGGCAUCAAUAAAGUUCUGGAAGUUUUGAUCUUAA
Cyclopterus lumpus (lumpfish) is the source of this 1698-nucleotide messenger RNA. RefSeq names its product eukaryotic translation initiation factor 2, subunit 1 alpha b (gene eif2s1b). Bases 228 to 1175 code for a protein of 315 amino acids. The transcript is spliced from 8 exons. NCBI's taxonomy places the organism in Eukaryota, Metazoa, Chordata, Actinopteri, Perciformes, Cyclopteridae. Gene Ontology annotation, cellular component: multi-eIF complex; eukaryotic 48S preinitiation complex; eukaryotic translation initiation factor 2B complex. The record is from RefSeq and is a predicted model, not a curated record. Gene Ontology annotation, molecular function: ribosome binding; RNA binding; translation initiation factor activity.